UACUGAUAACAAUAUUGCAAAAAAUAUAAAGAGGCUGAUAAAUGAAAAAAUAAAUUGUUAUAGUCUGUGUGUUGAUGUGAUGAUAUGUACAGGACAGGGAUACCUUAGCAUGUUGCAAAAGACCGAUCAGGAGGCUCCAUUAAUUUCUAAUAUUUAUUCCACCCAUAGUAUUAUCACCAGAGAACACUCAUAUCAUUGUCCAACUGACUGAUUAAUCCAAUAAAACCUUAACCAUACCAUAACAUACGUUUUGGUGAGCCAAUUUAAAUUUCUCUAUUCUCUGUCUUUCACAGGCCUAUUUAAGUGUGCAAUAAUGCAAAUCCCCCAGUCAAGUAAUCAUGCAGUAUGUCCCUAGUGCAACUUUUCUAUUGCCACCCGUUGAUUCCUUAAUUGAGUCAUUGUUUUUGAUCUUCUGUUCUGGCUUUUGGUGCUUCCCAGUUGCCUAUUCACAAAUUCCGAGAAAAAUAAGAAUGCCAUGGCACUUCUAUUUUCAUAAUUUGAAAUAUCACGUAGGCUUAAAGAUUAACCAGGAGUCCCUCAGGUCCUACGUCAUACGAGGAAAGACUUUUAUCUUUCUGUUUCCUUCUGUGUGUGCGAUACCUAAGAAUGGCCCAUAUAACAAACGUCGCAUCUGAUAUGAUUGAUAUCUCACUGAGAGUACUAUGUUUGGUUCCCUGGUUACACCGGAGGUCUUUCUGUAUAAUCAAGUUUUGAGAUAAGUGACCACAAACCCAGAGUCUCUCUUUUACUCACUCUCACACUAACAUACUACCAAUACAUGUAACGUAGACAACAUGAAAUCCAAAUACAAUGAAAAAUUACUUUUAAAAAUCCACUGUUUUCAUAAUUUGUACUCUUCUAACACAGGGCUCAGAGAUGGUUUGUUGGCUACACUAAGGCAUGAUGCAUCUUUUAUUCAUUCCAAUACACACUGAAGCUUCUUUUGAGUUGCAUGCAUUGACUCAGUAAGGUUAUAGACAAAAGAUGUUACAUCCCAAUAUGAAAACUGAUGAAAACUUUUUUCUCAGUGCAGAAGGAAGCUCACAGACAGUCCACAAAUGAAUGAGUGUAAACACUUCCAAGGGCUCAUCUGUGUGCUAUAUAGAGGGUUCUUUCAUUUGAUGAGUCCCAAGGUCCUUUUCAUUUCAGGCCAACUCAUCUAUUGACAUUAGGGUACAGCUGAGAGAAGUAGAUGAAGGGGCAUACCAUAGCCUUUAUGUUGCCAUUUACUUUGCCCUUAAUAAAUUAUCUAUUUUGUAUUACUUUUUGGUUAUUUGAUCUGAUGUUUGUCUAUUGUUUAGGAAGCUUUAAUGUAGGCCACUUCUUAAGUGCUGACAAUAUCAUGCACACUGUAAUCUCGGUGUGUCUUAUGCUAUAGGGUACAUUAAACAGGUAGCUGUAGUUAUUUGUAUUUCAUGUUUGAUCUGGGAUUUACAACGCAUUGUUGUAUAAUGUUUGAAGGUCUCUUUGAGCUGACCUGGAAUCGCCACUGGGGUGUGUUGUUCUCAUAUCUAUGGGCUAUCCAGGUGUAGACUUGCUGUUCCCAGCGUGCACCUGGGUACCCCGUCUACGACCGUUGCGGGCACCUGGGAGUGAGGGGCAGCUGUUCCGCUGGAAUGGCUCACGGAUAGUAGAGCCUGGAACGGCCAGCCAUUUCAACAUGGGCAAGUGCGUCAGAUUAGAUAGCUGUCCGUCGAUAGUGUCAAAGCAUUAAGCGACGCCUGUUGAGGAAGUGGUGGUGGCCGAUGGCAGGGCGUCAUUCACGUGCAUCCCCCCUCUCCUUCCUCAGUGCGAGUGUAGGUUACAAUGGAAGUCAUUGGGAACAUGGGAAGAGCAAAUGCUACGUCUUUUUCAUCUCAACAUCACAGAAAUUGAGACGCAUACCUUCAGAUGGCGGUAACAAAGUAGCCUACGCGACUGCAGUUGUGUUAGUUGUUCUAUACAUUUGUUCUUUCGGAGGAGUGGGUGGGUGUCGACCUUCGCAGUUUGACAGGAAACGGGGAGAACUUUCGCUUUGUUUUCAAAACGCGAAAUUGUCCAGACGUAGGCUGUGAUGGCAAAUGAUUUGCAGUCAACUUCUUAGUCUUCGAAAUUUGGACAGUAAUCAAACGAGUAAGGAACAGACGAAACUCAUCCAGACGGUAGGCUAUCGUUUCCUUCCCUAUUCUGUCAGCACUGGGAGCUAUUUGAGGGGAUUAAGCAUCGCCUUGGCGCCGUGAGCGCAGCCAGAGCCACUGGACAUGAUGAAGGAGAGCAGAGAUAACGGCAAUGUCCGCCGAGGGUUGCUCGCAUUAGGCUAGAUUUCACAGGCGGAGGCUGUCUCGGUUGAGACAUCUGUAUUGGCGGGUAUGGCCGAGCACAGCGAUGAACAAAAUAAACGGUUGUCCACUCAUAUGAACGGAUUUAAGGCGACGGUGCCGAAUAAUAAGGAGACGCAUGACGAGCCGCGGGUGUCGAACGGGGGCUGUGAGGUGACUAAAGAGCAGCGGGAUUUAGAAGAUCAGAGCCCCGAGGCCCCAGAGCCGGUGAGAGCUGUCACGGAAUUGAAGGAUGAGGACGCAGGUAUCUCGCGGAGGAGCAGCCUCAAAAAGGAUGGCUUACGGCGCGGCCGUGACCGCAAGAAGACGGUGUCUUUUGGCGGGAUGCCGGGGUCGCGUAAGAUCAGCUCGGUGUCGGGCUGCCUGAGCCGCAUGCAGGAGGGGAGUGAGUUCCGCAAGCUCCGCCCCGGGCUCCGCCUCUACAACCGCUACUUCCUGCUGGAGGCGGAGCAACGCGCCAUCCGCUGGGAGCCGUCCAAGAAGGACGCUGGGAAGGCGCGGCUGCUGCUGACCGAAGUGCGGGAGGUGCGCACGGGCCGCAACACCGACCUGUUCCGCGGCAGCGGCGUGUCCGAGCUGGUGGCCGACGACUGCGCCUUCUCACUCGUCUACGGCAACGGCUACGACACGCUGGACCUGGUGGCCAACUCACCAGAGGUGGCCAACAUCUGGGUCACGGGCCUGCGCCACCUCAUCUCCCACGGCAACAGCGCACACGCACACCCCGCUCACACGCACGUGCACGCAGCAGCGGCGGCGACGGAGGCGGGCCGUCUGGAUCUGCAGCUCUCCUGGCUCUCCAAGGAGUUCUCUGAGCUGGUUGCCGUUGGCGACGGGACCACGGAAGGCGAGUGUGUGAGCGUGAGGGAAGCGACGGACUUGAUGGAGAAGCUGACUCGCGGGGUGAAGAGCAGCCAAAUCCAGCUGAGGCUCCGAGAGCAGCUCCGAAUCGACACGUACUCGACGCCUCCGCACACGCCGCCACACACGCCCCCACACACGGCCGCCCGCGUCUCCUUCCAACACUUCACCCAAGCCUUCCAAGACCUGAGCACACGCCCCGAGAUCUACUUCCUCCUCGUCCAGUUCUCCUCCAACAAGGACUUCCUGGAUAUCAAGGACCUGAUGCGCUUCCUGGAGACGGAACAGGGCGCGCCGCAGGUGAGCGAGGACUCCGCCCAGGUGGUGAUUGACAGGUAUGAGCCCACCCCUCUGGGCCGCGAGCUGGGCCGCCUCUCUCUGGACGGGUUCACGCGCUUCCUGGACUCGUCCGAGUGCUGCUUGUUCGACCCGCUCCACGCGCACGUGUGCGAGGACAUGACUCAGCCCCUCUCGCACUACUACAUCAGCUCGUCGCACAACACCCACGUGACGGAGGCGCAGGUGCCGGCCGUGAGCGGCAUCGGCGGGUACGAGCGGGCGAUGAGGCUCGGCUGCCGCUGCCUGGAGCUGGACGUGUGGGACGGGCCGCACGGCCGGCCGGCCGUCAGCAAGGGACACACGCACUCCGCCAUGCACACGCACACGCCGCCGCUGGCCUUCCGGGAGGUGGUGCAGGCGGUGGCGAGGAUGGCGUUCCCCGCGUCUGCGUCCGAGUAUCCCAUCAUCCUCUGCCUGGAGAACCACUGCUCCGCCGCACAGCAAAGGAUCAUGGUCCGCGAUCUGAAGGAGGCCUUUGGUGAGCGGCUGCACCGGGGGUUGCUCUGUAACAAGGACGGGUGCCUGCCCUCGCCAAACAGCCUGAGGGGGAAGGUUUUGUUGCUAGGCAGCAGACCCCUCCCAGACCCACAGCCUGGCGGCGGGGGAGGCGAGGGCGAAGAGAUUACCCAGAAGGCCUCGGGAGGCGGGGUGUCGUCGAGGCGGGUGCCACUCUGCCCGGAACUUUCGGAGCUGAUCUCGCUGUGCCACGCCGACUCGCCUCCCAACAACGAGUUCCCGUCCUCCGCCGACCCGUGCUGCGUGGUGACGUGCUUCAGGGAGGCGCUGGCCAGCCGGCACGUGGGCGACCGCAGCGCAGAGCUGGUGGAGCUGGCCAAGCGCCGGCUCCUCCGUGUGCGGCCCAGUCUGAUGCGGGUCGACUCCAGCAACCCCGACCCGCUGGGCUUCUGGAAGGCCGGGCUGCAGAUGGUGGCGCUGAACGUGCAGACGGAGGGCGCCACGCUGGACCUGCACCGCGCAUGGUUCCGGCGCAACGGCGCCUGUGGCUACGCGCUGCGCCCGGCCAUCAUGCGGCAGCAGGUGGCGUACUUCAGCGCCAACGAGCGCGGGGCGAUGCCCGGGGUGCCCCCCCAGACGCUGCACCUGCGGGUCAUCAGCGGGCGCUCCCUGCCCAAACCACGCGGGGGCGGGGCCAAGGGGGACGUGCUGGACCCUUACGUUACCGUGGCGAUCCACGGCAUCCCCGCAGACUGCGCCGAGCGACGCACACACACCGUGCCGCAGAACGGAGAGAGCCCCGUGUUUGACCAGAGCUUCCAGUUUCAGCUGAACCUACCUGAGUUGGCUCUGCUGCGCUUCGUGGUGCUGGACGAUUUCUGCAUCGGCGACGACUUCAUCGGCCAGUACGCUCUUCCUCUCGACUGCAUGCAGGCGGGAUUCCGCCACGUGCCGCUGCUCACCGCAGAGGGGGAGGAGCUUCCGCACGCGCGGCUGCUGGUUCACGUGGCGAUGACGGAGCGCAGGGGCGGGGGCAAGGCGCACAAGCGCGGCCUCUCUGUCAGGAUGGGCCGACGCAGCCGCCAUUACAUGCAGCUGCAGGAGCUGGGCCUCAGAGUGCUGGAUGACGUCUUCAAGAUGGCCAACCAGCCGCUGCGAGAAGCCACGGACCUGAGAGAGAACAUGCAGGAGUCUUUGGAGGCCUUUAAGGAGCUGUGUGGUGUUUCUGCGCUGGCUAACAUCACUCAGUGUGUGCUGACCCUAGGGUCAAGGGUCACAGGGUCAGAGGGCACGCCCCUGCUGCUGUUUGACCUUAGCAAACCUUACCCCACCAUGCACCAACAGGGGGCGCUCCCAGACGCUCUGCGCAAGAUCAUUACUAUCUACCACACGAUGAUUCAGGCAAGCAAAGCAGUGGACGAGUCCGACGGAGUCCACAGCAAGAUCCUUCAGACACAUCACAGAGCGAUGGAGUUCCACGAGCAUCUUCAGUCGUUAGCUCAGAAGGAGGGACUUAAAGGCAGGAAGCAGAACAAAGCUGUGGAGAGUUUUUCCUGGAACAUCACCAUACUGAAGGGGCAGGCUGACCUGCUGAAGCACGAGAAGACGGAGGUUCAGGAGCUUCUGAAGCAGCUCAACUGUGCAGCGCAAACAGCUAACCUUAGCCUAUGCACAAGUGCCGUCAGAGAUGUGAGAGCCAAUCAGAGCGCUUCUGAUGAAGGCUUAGAUGUGUGGUAGCCAAUCAGAGCACAGCAGCAGUAGUACCAGCAGCCAAUGUUAGCAUUAGCACAAGUACAGUCAGAGAUGUGAGAGACCAAUUAGGACACCUGCUGAUGGAGGGUAAGAUGUGUGGUAGCCAAUCAGAGCACAGCAGCAGUACCAGCAGCCAAUAUCAGUAUUAACACAAAUGCAGUCAGAGAAGAAGUAGCCAAUCAGGACCCUCUGGGGGAGACUUAGAUCUGUGGUAGCCAAUCAGAGCACAGCAGCCAACUUUAACCCAACUACAACCACAGUUAUGGUAGCAGGAGCCAAUCAGCUCCCCACUCUGACUGCCGGACGGUAGCCAAUCAUCAGCAUAAAACACACUUGAACACCGCAGGAAGAGCUGCAGCUAAAACACUUGCCGCCCCCCCCACCCCCCUUACAAACUUCCCCAGUACUUUAUAAAAAUCAAGAUACCUGGCAUGUUCCUCCCCCUUACAUUAUGAGACAUUUCCCCCCCUGGUCAGAGACGUUAGGCCCCCUGGUCAAAGGCAUUUGGCCCCUUGGACAGAGGGAAAGGGGCAGAUGUUAUAGAGACGAUGACUGGCAUGUUCCUCUCCUUAUUUUACGAGACUUUAGGCUUGCAGGGCUGGACAUAACCUGGCAAAGACUUGACCUGUCUGACCUUUCAGUCUUUCUGACUUUGACAUGUUCUGGUGAAGACACACAGUCUAGCCCACAUUCUGACAUGGUUGUGUACUGACGCAUACUGUAAUAUAUACCCUUAGUUGCUAAAGGAGUGUCCUGAAGAGAAACUGAGUGUGCAUUCGGAUCUAUGAAUGUGGGAGAAAUGUUUACAUACAUGCUCAGUCUCAGCUUUGGUUUCUAAACACACACACACCCACACACACACCCACACACACACGAGACUAUCAUAAGAGUGAGCCUGGUUCUGCAUUUCAGUUUGUAUUGGGAGAAUAUAUUUUUUAUAGAUAUUUUUAUGUUGUUACGUGGCUUAGAAAUUUAUCUGUAUAAAAUUACCAUACAAAUUAUUUGUACACCACUGUGUUGUUCAUUAAAGUAAACCAUUAUGAAGAAGCAGUGCUUGCAGACAGGCACACAAGCCGAAAGAUCAUGAUUUUAAACACGGCCGUUGCCAACCUCAUGUAAGAAAUUAUGGUCUGUGGCUCCAAGUCUAUAUUCUGGAUCAACUUUCCUGACAGUAUUGUUUGGAUGCUGUUUUUUAAAUGUAUCAAAAACUAAAUGUAAAUAAAAGAUCAUUUCUUA
Molecule: messenger RNA, 6962 nt
Organism: Clupea harengus (Atlantic herring)
Lineage: Eukaryota; Metazoa; Chordata; Actinopteri; Clupeiformes; Clupeidae
Product: inactive phospholipase C-like protein 2
Biological process (GO): release of sequestered calcium ion into cytosol; phosphatidylinositol metabolic process; phosphatidylinositol-mediated signaling
Molecular function (GO): phosphatidylinositol-4,5-bisphosphate phospholipase C activity
Source: RefSeq, a predicted model, not a curated record